AAUGGCAAAUUCUUCGCCUCCUUCUCCUUCUCCCGAUUACUUGACUCUCAAUGAUAUCACUGUGUCUUCUCCAACCGAAAAUUUGGUUUUUUCUGAAUUUGAACAUUUAUCGAAAAUAUAUCCUGAAGUUUCCAUUCAGGCUAUAAGGGAUCCUCUCCUGUUUAGAUUACAACUUCUGGAAGAUCAACGUCGAUUAGCUAUACAAAAUCUAUUAGUGAAGGACGAUUGGCUUUUAGGUUCGGUUAAUCGUUAUUUUGCCGUUGAAAAGCAGAUGACAUUAGACAAAGUGCUACCUGUCUUAAUACAUUUGAAAGAAGAAGCGGAUAAAAUAGUCGUACCAGAUUUCAGCGAAUUCUUCGAUGGAAUAACACUAAUGAAAGAAGAAGAUUCGUCACCUAGUGAGAAAAAAAGAAUGAAAGUUAAAAAGCGUACAACGAUAUUGAAAGAAUGGUAUAACAGUCAUUCAGAAUAUCCUUAUCCAAAUCGAAAUGAAGUUUUGGAAUUAGCAAGAUUAACCGAUUCUUCUAAAGAGCAAGUAAAGAGAUGGUUUUCUAAUCACAGAAAUAGACAGAAUAGUAAUACUUCAAAAGUGAUAAAAGAAAGAAAACGUAAAUCUGCAGAUAACAACGAUGAAUCAAGUUCAAAAAGUUUUUUGGCUUUUGAGACUAUAAUGUCCCUUAACAAUAAAGAAAUCAAUCUAAAACCGCCAUCAGAUAACUCGAAUGAACGUUUAAUAUUACCGCCGUGUCUGGUUUGUGGAAUAGAAUCAACUGGACGUCAUUAUGGAACGUAUUCAUGCGAAGCGUGCAAGACUUUUUUCCGUCGAAGUAUACAAAAGCACAAAGAUUACAAGUGUCAAAACGGAAGGAGAAAUUGCAGUCCAACGCUAGAUUUUGCUUUUCCAUGCAGAUUAUGUAGAUAUAUAAGGUGCGUUUCAGCCGGAAUGUCUUUAAAGCACAUUAAACACGGACGAUAUUCAAAAGAAAAGCGUUUACUCGUGAAACAUCAAUUUACUGUAUUCCAAAAGAAGAAAUUACAAUUGCCUAGUCUGUUCGCGCAUACAGACACUGAUGAUUUGUUAGUUCGAUGUUGUUGCGCCUUGUCCAAGAUUCAAGAUAUUUAUUGGCCGUCAGAAAUUGAUAAUAUAUUUGAGCAAUACGAGAAAGCUUCGACGCUUCUGGCCGAAGGUACAUUCCCUAUGUCAAUGUAUAUGGAGGUGUUUGAAGCUACAGGAAUUGAAUUGGACAAUCGUAAAACUUUCUGGAAACUAAUAGAGAAAGUUAUGGAGGUGACUGGUAAACGUUGGUUAACAAUUGCAAGAAAUUUCCCCGGAAUAGCUCAAUUAAGCGACUUUGAGCUGAGACAACUGGUUCGCUUAAGAGUUGAUGAAAUAUAUAUUAUCCUUAUGACUUCUGGCCUACAUACAUGGAAAGACGUUGGUUUUGUGGCAAGGUUUAAUGAAAAAGAGUAUAUUUUAAAGAAGAACAGUAUUUCCGAUCUAACUGACGAAGUUUAUUCAUCAAUGCUAAGAGAGCUAUUGCUUUAUAUUGACGAUUUAAAAUUCACAUUUGAAGAGUUAACCUUAAUAUUAGCGUUAAAUCUUGUUUAUCCCGAUCCGAAUCAUCCUCAUUUCGAAAAAGGCUAUAGAAGGUCUCUAUACAGUUACGAUCAGAAUUUAAUUUGUCAAGGAACUGUUAUAAAUCUUGCAGCCCUAUUUGAUCCUGGAAUUAUUAGAUUCAAGGGAAAAUGGAUUCUUUUCCCUUUAGGAUUGCUAUGGGGGUACCGUGUACCGUAG
This is a messenger RNA of Dimorphilus gyrociliatus, 1795 nucleotides long. The record is from the annotation of a GenBank genome assembly. NCBI's taxonomy places the organism in Eukaryota, Metazoa, Annelida, Polychaeta, Dinophilidae.